UAAAACCACUUACAGUUGUUAAAAUUCGAAAUCGAUUUUUUCAAAAGUUUUGCUGUUUAAAUUAAGAAAAGUCAGUAGAAUAUGUAUUUCUUUUGACAUUUCUUAUCGAAAGAAAAAAUAACAUACAUACCCCUAAAACACCCUAUUGAUACGCCAAUGUUGAAUUCUGUCAAAAUUAUAAUAACAAAACAGUUCAAUCGAUUACUUAACCUGUCUGUCCGGUAAAUGGAUUAUUAAAGUUUUGCAGUAGUUUUUACAGGAAAUUCAGUUGAUAAACGCCUUCAUUUGAUUAUCAACGUUUCAGCUCCGGCUCAGGUCCAGGAUGCGUGCCACUGUAACGUUGCUGAAAUCACGCCUACCGCAGAUCGAGUCAAAGGUUCCGUUUCAGGAAAUCUUACCCUUGAAGCUGAAAAAUACAGUCAGUGGUAAAACAGAUAAGACCAGCGAUGUCGCCUGCCUGCAAGAGAUGGCCGUGAUGUUCUCCUGCCUCAAAACGAAUGAAUUCGACGAGAGUUUGUGUGCGAAGGAGGUGUCCACUUUUAAGAAGUGUUAUAAGGUGUAUAUUGACAAAAAAGCAGCGAAAAAGGAAACCUCCGGUAAGGGAACCCUGGUACCAGGUAGGGAUCUUAACUACAAGCAGCUUAAUAAAGUAUUGAGACAGUAUCCCAGUUAGUGGCAGAGAACUUAUUUCGGAUUUAGUGAGAAUGUGGAUAUAAAAUACGCUAUUGCUUAGUUUAUUUUAA
Wyeomyia smithii (pitcher-plant mosquito) is the source of this 743-nucleotide messenger RNA. RefSeq lists its product as uncharacterized. NCBI's taxonomy places the organism in Eukaryota, Metazoa, Arthropoda, Insecta, Diptera, Culicidae. Gene Ontology annotation, biological process: mitochondrial translation. The transcript is spliced from 2 exons. The coding region runs from base 323 to 673 and encodes 116 amino acids. Gene Ontology annotation, cellular component: nucleoplasm; mitochondrial ribosome; mitochondrion. The record is from RefSeq and is a predicted model, not a curated record. Gene Ontology annotation, molecular function: RNA binding.